CGCCUUCUUUCUGUUUAGGUUCUGCUUCCCAGCGCCUCCCUCCCUUCCUUCUUUUCAACACUGCUACUAAUUCCUCUCACUUAAACGUCGUCGUUUCACUUUCACUCCCACCUCCUUCGUAACUCUUCCACUCUUGGUCUCUCUCUUCACUUAACGCAACGACAAAAGGCAAGCCAUGGUUCUCUCGAUCGAGGGUGCUUCGAAUUCUGUUGAUGAGGUUGUGUUCAGUUUCUACACGGAUGAAGAGGUGAAGAAGAACAGCCGCGUCAAGAUUACAAACGCUAACUUGCUUGAUACUAUCGGUGUCCCCGCUCCUGGUGGUUUAUAUGAUCCAGCUUUGGGUCCAUCCGAAGAGAAAUUGCCUUGUAAAACAUGUGGUCAAUUGUAUCACCUUUGUCCAGGUCAUUUUGGUCGUAUAGAGCUUGUUUCCCCUGUCUACAACCCCUUGAUGAUCAGUCUUCUUAGAAAUAUUCUACAAAGAACUUGUUUCACUUGCUGUCAUUUUAGGGCUAAUAAAGAACUGGUGGAAAAAUGUAGUUCCCAGUUGGAGCUUAUUAUGAAAGGGGAUAUCAUUGGGGCAAAAAGAUUGGAUUCAAUUAAUAAAGAUGAAUCCAUGUAUCAAAGUGAUGAUGAUGAUAAAAGCCAGUCUUGUAGCUCUGAACAGCAGGGAGAAAGUUGGACCUCGCUGCAGUUCGAAGAGGCAAUUUCUAUUGUACAGAAGUUUUUGAAGAAGUCUUCUAAAAAAUGUCAACAGUGUGGUUCCAAUAAUCCUAAAAUUAGCCAACCAACCUUUGGAUGGUUCCGUACGGAUGGUCUGUCAGCUGCUGAUGCUAGAGCAAAUGUCAUAAAUUCUGAUGAUACAAUCUUGGCAAGUGAGACUAUAACCGAUGACAGGGAUACAACAUAUGAAGAAGAUAUCAACUCUGCUGGGACCAAGAAAAGUGAUGCAAAAAGGCACAAGUUGUCUUGCAAGCUUGCUGAGCAAAAUCGACUUUCUGGUGCUUUGUUACCAUCGCAAGUUAAAAUGACGUUAGAACUUUUGUGGAAAAAUGAGGCUCGACUCUGUUCCUAUAUUAAUGAUAUUCAAGGUCAGGGAUAUGGAAAGAAAGCAGGGCACUCAAUGUUCUUUCUUGAGAAUAUUUUUGUUCCACCAAUCAAAUUCCGCCCUCCCACUAAAGGAGGUGAUAUGGUAUCGGAGCAUGCUCAUACUGUUUUGUUGAGUAAGAUUCUGCAGUCUAACAUAAGAUUAGGGGAUGCCCAUCUAAACAAGAAGGAUCCCUCGAUGGUUUUAGCCAGGUGGAUGGAACUUCAGCAAUCUGUAAAUGUGCUCUUUAACAGUAGCACUUCUGGCCAAAGAGAUGCAAGUAAUGGAAUUAUUCAGUUGUUGGAGAAGAAGGAAGGCCUCUUCCGCCAGAAAAUGAUGGGAAAGAGGGUUAAUUUUGCAUGCCGCUCUGUCAUAUCACCGGAUCCUUAUUUAGCAGUGAAUGAAAUUGGGAUUCCCCCAUAUUUUGCUCUAAGGUUAACAUAUCCUGAGAGAGUUACUCCUUGGAAUGUAAUGAAGUUAAGGAAUGCUAUUCUUAAUGGUCCAGAAAUCCAUCCAGGUGCCACACAUUAUGGCGAUAAAUCAUCAAUAGUAAAGCUUCCACCAAAAGGGAAGUUGCUUGCUUUGACAUCAAGGAAAUUACCAUCAUCAAGAGGGGUUAUCAUGCAUAAUGGAAAGAUAUGCGAUCAAGAAUUUGAAGGAAAAAUUGUGUAUCGCCACUUGAAGGAUGGUGAUGUUGUGCUUGUCAACAGACAGCCUACACUUCAUAAACCUAGUAUAAUGGCGCAUAUAGUUCGUGUUCUGAAGGGGGAGAAAACAGUGCGUAUGCACUAUGCGAACUGUAGUACUUACAAUGCUGAUUUUGACGGUGACGAGAUUAAUGUGCAUUUUCCACAAGAUGAAAUUUCCCGUGCUGAAGCUUACAAUAUUGUAAAUGCCAACAACCAAUAUGUGAAGCCUACCAGUGGUGAUCCAAUAAGAGCCUUGAUUCAGGAUCAUAUUGUAAGUGCUGCCCUUCUAACAAAAAAGGAUACAUUUUUAAGCUGUGAAGCAUUCAAUCAACUUCUCUACAGUUCUGGUGUAUCCAUGCCUAUGGUGGGAUCUUUCUAUGCAAAACCUGGGCAGAAAGUUUUCACAUCAACUUCCGAGAGUGAAAUGUUUUUGUUUCCUCCAGCCAUAUGGAAGCCAGAGCCCCUUUGGACAGGAAAGCAGGUCAUUAGUGCAUUGUUAUACUAUGUCACUAGAGGUUCCCCACCAUUUACAGUUGAGAAGAAUGCGAAAAUACCAGCUAAUUUUUUCAAGACUCGAAACGGAAACACUAAAGGACGAACCACUGAGAAGUCAAGUAAGAUGAAGGUCGAGCCUGAUGAGGAUAAAUUGUUGAUAUAUAGAAAUGAUUUGGUGUGCGGCGUGGUUGAUAAGGCUCAAUUUGGUGACUAUGGUAUAGUACAUACAGUACAAGAACUUUAUGGCUCAAACAUUGCGGGAAACCUUCUUUCAGCGUUUAGUCGUUUAUUCACAAACUUCUUGCAGAUGCACGGGUUCACAUGUGGAGUUGAUGAUCUACUGAUAACAGAAAGAAAGGAUGGUGAAAGAAUGAAUCAACUCAAAAGCUGCGAGGAAAUUGGUGACAUUGUUCAUCGGGAAUUUGUCGGAGUCAUGGAAGGUGAUAAUAUAGACCCAACCACACUGCAGUUGAAUAUUGAGAAAAAAAUACGCAGUAAUGGAGAUGCAGCUGGUUCAGUUAUUCAAUUUCGUUAUGGAGAAGAUGGCGUAGAUGUCCAUCAAACAAGCUUUAUUACCAAAUUUGAAGCCUUGUCGACUAAUAAUGAACUGGUUUACAGCAACUGUUGCCGUGAGCUUGACAGAUCCAGUCCUUAUAUUAGCAAGUUGCCUGAUGCUCUUGAAGGAAAAGCUGAAAACUUCAUUUGUAAUUUUUCUUCAAAGAAGAGAAAUCGUAGUUCAUUGAAACGAUCAGAUUUCUUGAAGUUGAUGGAGCACAAGUAUGUGUCAAGCCUUGCGCAACCAGGAGAGGCAGUUGGUGUUUUAGCCUCUCAAUCUGUCGGGGAACCAGCAACACAAAUGACCUUGAAUACUUUUCAUCUUGCUGGUCGAGGGGAAAUGAAUGUGACUCUUGGAAUUCCGCGUCUGCAAGAGAUCGUGAUGAAUGCCUCAGAAAAUAUACUGACUCCAUUUAUGACAUGCCCCUUGAGACCUGGCAAAUCAAUGGAAGAUGCGAUUUGUCUUUCCGAUAAGUUGAAGAGAAUAACUGUAGCUGACAUUAUUGAAAGUAUGGAAGUGUCUGUUGUACCAGUAGUUGUUUGUAAUGGUCAGAUUUACAGAGUAUAUAAACUUGUGAUGAAGCUAUAUAAACCUAAACACUAUCCGAAAUACACGGAUAUAACAGUUGAAGAUUGGGAGGACACACUAAGAGUUCUCUUUGUGAGGGAGUUGGAGGAUGCCAUUGAGAAUCAUGUGGCACUGCUUUCCAAAAUUGGUGGCAUUAAAGAUUUUAAGACAGAGAAAUCCACCACAAAUAGCUCAGAUGAUGUAGACGGCAAUGAAACAGAUACUGCAAAGAAAGGCCGGAGUAAUGAUGAUGACGAUGACGAUGGUGGGGCUGAUGACACAGAAGGGGAUGAGGAUCUUGGUUUUGAAGCACAGAAGAGAAAACAGCAAGUUACUGAUGAGGUUGAUUAUGAAGAUGAUCCUGAAGAUGAGACACGUGAUAAUGAGUUAUCAGAAGUAUCUGAUGGUGAUUAUGGUGGAAGUGAUAACGAGGAUGAUAAGAACAUCAAACUUGAUGCCCGUGGUUCUCAAGGACUUGAAGACCUGGCAGAGCCUGAUGGGGAUGUCUCACCUCCUGAAAAAAUUGAUCGGAAAUCUAAGCCCAAAUCUAGUGGUGAAAAAGAGAAGAAAAAAUCUGGACCAAUAAGAAAGAAAUAUGACAGAUCAAUUUUUGUGGAAGCAAAAGGGAUGCAUUUUGAGAUCCACUUCCAAUUUACUCACGAACCACAUAUUUUAUUGGCUCAGAUUGCUCAGAAAACAGCCAAUAAGGUUUGCAUCCAGAAGUAUGGAAAGGUUGGCCAAUGUAAGGCUGUUACAUGCAAAGAAAGUGGAGUAAUCUACUACGGCGAAGAUCACCGUACAAGGGAAGAUAUCCCUGCCGCCGAAUUGGAAAAAAUAGCAGCACUUCAAACUUCUGGUGUGAAUUUUCAAACAUUUUGGGACUUAGAAGAUCAUCUUGAUUUAAGGUACAUUUAUUCCAAUGAUGUUCAUGCUAUGUUAAAGACUUAUGGUGUGGAAGCAGGCAGAGAGACCAUCAUCAGGGAAGUUAAAAACGUCUUCAAGUCUUAUGGGAUAUCCGUAGACAUCCGGCACUUGAUGCUUAUCGCCGAUUUCAUGACUUUCGCUGGUAAGUAUCGUCCGAUGAGCAGAUCCGGGGGCAUAGCAUUCUCUACUUCCCCUUUCCUCAAGAUGUGCUUUGAGACGGCCUCCAAGUUCAUCGUCGAAGCAUCUUCUCAUGGCCUGGUUGACACCUUGGACACUCCGUCUUCUAGAAUUUGUCUUGGUUUGCCUGUGAAGAUGGGAACCGGUUGCCAUGACUUGUUACAGAAACUGGAAAUAUAAGAUCGUUGCUAUGUUACUCCUAGAUCUCUGGUUGAUUCAUGCCUAGAAAAUCUGGCAAAUUUUGACACCUUGUACAAUUCAUUGUUUACAAAUUUUUACAGGCACAUUUUUCUCUGGUUGAGUAGUAGUUUGUUUGGAGGCAGUAGUAUAAUGCUUUGAAAUGUCAUUCCCAUUUCCAUCAAUAACUAUGUAUAAUGCGAUUUUUUAUGUAUAAUAUCUACGUUUAACGAUAUAUUUUUAAAAUGUGGAUUUACUCAUGUUCUU
Arachis ipaensis is the source of this 4936-nucleotide messenger RNA. Lineage: Eukaryota; Viridiplantae; Streptophyta; Magnoliopsida; Fabales; Fabaceae. The record is from RefSeq and is a predicted model, not a curated record.